AGAAAACUCAAACCCUAGGUUCAUAUAAUUAGAUUAAAUUCUUAAAAUUAAUUUAUGUGCAGAGAAAAAAAUUAGGGCUUUUACAGAAAUCGAUCAAGAUCGUCGAAAGUGUACUAUUAUCUCUCUCUCUUAUUUCUCAGCGACAGCAUGAGCUCCUCCGACAAUGAAAUUGAAACGGCGAAUGAAGGAAACUCCGACGCCAACGGCAAUGCUAAAGCUUUCUUUGAUGUCUACGGUCCAGAGGCGAGGGCAGAGAUUGUUUUUAAGCAGCCAGAAGCAAACUCGACUUUGAAUUUGCAUGAUGUCCAAGGGCUCGCCACCUGGGUGCUUGCCGAAGGCUAUAUGCCAUCAUGGGUGUUUAUUAAAAACAAGCCAUUGAUUCCCAAAGUGGUUAUGCUUUAUGUCCCUGGUCUAGAUGCUGCAUUGUAUUUGUCACAGUCUAAGCUGUUAAAAGGUUUUAAAGACUGUUGUGGUGUCCCUAGGGCCGUAUUAGCUCUCAGCUGCGUAUCAGAUGGAAUGCAGACUGUAGAUGCUCUUCUUACGUGCAAAGUAAAACGAAAAAGGGAUGAAGCAGAAAAUAUUCAAAAGAAAGCUGCUCAGACAGCUUGUCAAGGUAUUGCAUCUGGUGCAGAUGUAUUAAAAAAUUUGCCAUUCCCAAUGACCUACUAUACUCUGACUGCUAAGGAAUUGGAAGACAAUGGAUAUUGUUGUAAUAAUCCAGAAUUUCGUCCAACACUUCUUGCUCCUUCUGGUACUCCAGUUCAUGAGAUUUUGGCACUGGACUGUGAGAUGUGCAUUACAGGUAAAGGUUUUGAGCUUACAAGAAUUACACUUGUGGAUAUUACCGGACAGGUAUUGUUGGAUAAACUUGUUAAACCAGCAAACGCUAUCACCGACUACAACACAAGAUAUAGCGGGAUUACACACGAGAUGCUGGAAGGGGUGACCACAACUCUUGAAGAUGUUCAGGAAGAUUUUCUUCAGCUAGUUCACAAAGAGACCAUCCUCGUUGGGCAUUCAUUAGAAAAUGAUUUGCUUGCCUUAAAGAUUUGUCACGAUUUGGUGAUUGAUACCGCCGUAUUGUAUAAGCACCCUCAUGGUAAAUCUUAUAAAACAGCUUUACGUGUGUUGACGAGAAGAUUUCUUUUGAGAGAGAUACAAGGCUCUGGAAAUGGACAUGAUAGUGUUGAAGAUGCAAGAGCUACAAUGGAGCUUGCUCUGCUAAAAAUAAAACACGGUCCUGCUUUCGGUUUGCCAUCGACGUUUAUAAGGAAGAAACUUUUGACUUUGUUAAGUGAAUCUGGAAAAACGUCAUCUUUAAUCGAUAAUGUUUCUAUAGUGAAGAGAUAUGCCUCCGAGUUGUCAAAUUCAAUUCCAGUUUCGUCGGAUGAUGAAGCUCUUUUAAAAGCGAAAAAGGAGGCCAAAAAUGAGAGGGUGAAUUUUGUUUGGACCCAGUUCACGGAAUUAUAUUCUUAUUUCGUGAAACAAGCAAACAAUGAGGAGAAUUUAAACAUGAAAUUAGCAGAGAUGAUCUCAUUGCUUACUUGUAGCAAUUCUACAAGUAGAAAAAAAAUUGCUUACAACAUCACAUCCGAACUAAAGGACAUUCUUAGUCGAGUGGACAAAAGAGUCAAGAGCCUGCACUCGAGUCUACCUUGCAAUUCCAUGCUCGUUAUCUGCACGGGCCAUGGAGACACUGCAAUCGUACAAAAAUUACGGAAAAUGCUUUCGGAGCAAAGGGAAACUGCAGUUAGCCGGGAGAAGAUAGUGAAAGUGCUGGAAGAGUUGCAGGCUCAAGCUGAAGUUGGUUUGUGUUUUGUUGGAAUUAAACACUAAAAGUAUAUUUGAAAUAUACUUUUAUUUUAUCGACUCGAGGUAAGUUUAAUACCUGGUGCAGUAGUGUUUUAUAAUUGAGACAUGAGCUCUGGAAGUAGUGUGUUGGAUUGCAAAACAAUCCCUGAUGUUUGGAAUGUUCUUCAAAACACACCUAGUUAUCUGGUAAAAGCUGAUGUGUACUUCUAUGAUAGAUGUUGUAUACUUAGUUCGCGAAAAUUCAAACAAAUAUGAAUACAGCCUAAGAUCGACAAAAUUGGCAACUCGUCAAUAUACAGUGGUUCCAAGCAAAUACACUAUAUGAGUUUUUGUCUGGGAAGAACUCACAUUUAGUACUCAAAUUGUACCCACUUUUCGCUUUUGGUACUGUACCCAGUAAAUUAAUUUUGGAACCGAUUGUUUUGUUUGUAUGAAGAAGAAAAACCGACUGCAGUAUUGUAUUAA
Striga asiatica is the source of this 2277-nucleotide messenger RNA. The record is from the annotation of a GenBank genome assembly. NCBI's taxonomy places the organism in Eukaryota, Viridiplantae, Streptophyta, Magnoliopsida, Lamiales, Orobanchaceae.